CAGUGUAUCCUAUUACGGAACCGCUGGAAGAAGACGCUGUUUCUCAGUUAGGUUUCCCAGUCUUUUCCUACAUAAAGCGAAAACUGUCGAAAGUCUUAAUCAUAAUCACGGUAACUCCCACCUUACGCUCACUCCAUCGAUCCAGCCACAUUGCUGAGUUGGGAAGCGAGGACACCAACAGUGAACGACGCUCAGUAUUACAAGUAAUGAAUGACGUCAACCAUAAGAAAGCAAAAUAAAUCUAUUUCUGUUUGCGAGUGGUAUAUGUACGACAGUGUACAGUGUACAGUGAUACGGAAGAAGAAGCAACUGGAAAGAAGAUGGAGUUCAUUUCGAAUGAGCUAGAUGACAAUGCUGAAAAAGGAGAUAAAAGUGAAGAAGGCAGCAAAAUAAAAGUCAACGCUGAAGCAUCGUCAACUGAACUUGUGAACUUCAAGCUUAAAGAACGAUUUGAGUCAACAGUAAAAAGUGAAGCAUUCUUAGGUGCUUGUGCAAAAAUGGAACGAUUAUUAGCAAGUAAUGCUUAUCAAGGCCAGCAGAAGACAUUCAGGGGACUAAUGCAGCCCGAUCCAUUUCUUUUGAUUGUGGAAUUCAAGUACCGUAUGGAACUGUUGUGGUCUUUCACCAGUGACCAUGUGCGUGGAAGGACUGUUACAGGUAUGUGUUGGAAUUCGUUAGACACAGAUUUGUUGGCUGUGGGAUAUGGAAAAUAUUUUUAUCAGGACCGUAAAAAUGGCCUAGUGUGCUGCUGGACUAUAAAAAAUCCAGUUCAACCUGAAAGAAAAUAUAAUUUCGACAGUCCGGUAACAUCAGUUAACUUUUCCACGGAGCGUCCAAACCUUCUGGCUUGCGGCUUUUAUAAUGGCUCUGUCAUUAUCCUUGAUAUUUCUUCUAGAAGUAAAAACGUUAUUGCUUCAAGCAGUCGUGACACUUCUCCGUCUUACGAGCCAGUAUUGCAAAUAUUUUGGUUUCGGGAGGACGAUUAUCACCAGAAUGAGCAACUUAUGACUUGCUGUCAAGAUGGCCGCAUCUGCAAAUAUCGCAGAGACAUAACUCUUCAUUGUUUUCCUAUUAUGAGGGUAACUCGCAUGGACGAAAAGGUGAAAGGUAUUGAUCAGUAUCGGAGGAGCAGAACUGAUCAGGUUAUUCCCGUUUCCCGCCAUCCGGCUGCUUUAGUUCUUGUACGUCAUCCAGUGGAUACACUCACGUAUUUUGUCGGCACGGACGACGGCUGCGUUCAUAAAUGUUCUAUCAAUUAUUUACACAAUCAUAUGGACAUAUUCGUAGCGCAUAAUGGUCCAGUGUACUCAAUGCAAUUUUCACCUUUCUGUUCAAAAAUAUUUCUUACUUGUGGAGCCGAUUGGUGCGUCAGAAUUUGGACCGAAGAUAUUGGACAACCCCUUUUGACACUUAACACGACGAUGGAAGCGGUGAGAGGUGCGGCUUGGAGUCCCAUAAACGCAACUAUAAUUGCUGGCAUUAGUGGCAGUGACAUCCAUUUCUGGGACAUCAGACGCACGGUGUUUGUGCCUGCUUCCACAACAACUUCACCAACUGACGAAGGAAACAUGAUGAUUCAGUUUACAUCAUCCGGGCUGAACCUGGUGGUUGGCGAUGGUGAUGGAGCUGUUCACGUAUAUGGGUUAAAAGACAUGCCUUUUUCUCCUUUCUACCAAGAAAUCGCCCUCGUCCAGGCGAUAAAGAAGGCUCUUGUAACUCGUCCUGAUUUAUUGGAGAUGCUAAAGAAAAUUGGGAAACCGUUUUACUGAGAACUAUUUUAUUAAAUUUCGUUUUACCUGCCUGUUCUAACUGUGUCGGUUGAAGUAGUGGCCACUGUGUAAGUGGCAUACACGAACAUGGAUUUUAUUUAAGCAUAGUUUAUAUAUUGUUUGUUUUGCAAUCGUUCCAUGUAAAAAUCUAAGGGACUGUAUGGUACGUCAUUUGACACUGACUAAAUUUAUUUGUGGACAUCAUCAUUUAAUUAUAAUUCUUGUUGUAAAACCUCUUCUUUGAACAAUAUAUUGGGUCCGACUUGG
Molecule: messenger RNA, 2036 nt
Organism: Zootermopsis nevadensis
Lineage: Eukaryota; Metazoa; Arthropoda; Insecta; Blattodea; Termopsidae
Product: dynein axonemal intermediate chain 4
Biological process (GO): cilium movement
Cellular component (GO): axonemal dynein complex
Molecular function (GO): dynein light chain binding; dynein heavy chain binding
Source: RefSeq, a predicted model, not a curated record